Molecule: messenger RNA, 891 nt
Organism: Cavenderia fasciculata
Lineage: Eukaryota; Evosea; Eumycetozoa; Acytosteliales; Cavenderiaceae
Gene: mlkA
Product: myosin light chain kinase
Exons: 4
Coding region: 1-891 (296 amino acids)
Biological process (GO): protein phosphorylation
Molecular function (GO): ATP binding; protein kinase activity
Source: RefSeq, a predicted model, not a curated record
AUGGAUGGUGAUAUUGAAAAGAUAUAUGAAUUUAGACACGAACUCGGAAGAGGAGCAUUUUCAGUUGUAUAUCUUGGUGUAAAUAGAACAAAUGGACAACACUAUGCCAUUAAAGUAAUCAACAAGAAUGAUUUGGGUAAGGAUUAUGAAAAGAAUUUAAAGAUGGAAGUUGAUAUAUUGAAGCGUGUUCAACAUCCAAAUAUCAUUGCACUCAAGGAGUUGUUUGAUACUCCAGGUAAAUUAUAUCUUGUCAUGGAAUUAGUUACUGGUGGUGAAUUGUUUGACAAGAUCGUUGAAAAGGGUUCAUAUACAGAAGCCGAUGCCGUAUCAUUGGUUAGAAAGAUUGUAUCUGCCGUUGAUUAUCUCCACUCUAGCGGCAUUGUUCACAGAGAUUUAAAGCCAGAGAAUCUUUUACUCAAGACUGCCAACAAUGACCUUGAGGUUGCCAUUGCCGAUUUUGGUUUGUCAAAGAUUGUUGGUCAACAAAUGAUGAUGCAAACUGCUUGUGGUACUCCAUCUUAUGUUGCUCCAGAAGUAUUAAAUGCAACUGGUUAUGACAAGGAAGUUGAUAUGUGGAGUGUUGGUGUAAUUACAUAUAUCCUAUUAUGCGGUUUCCCACCAUUCUAUGGUGACACUAUUCCAGAGAUUUUCGAGUUUAUCAUGGAAGCCAAUUUCGAUUAUCCAGCCGACUAUUGGGAUCACAUUUCAAAGGAAGCCAAGGAUUUCAUCAACCAUCUCUUGGUUGUCGACGUUACCAAGCGUUUAUCUGCUACUGAUGCCCUCAAGCAUCCAUGGUUAAACAACAAUGCUGCCUCUACUACUGCUCUACCAGUCACCAAGAUGAAGGAAUAUGUCCAAGAAAGACAAAAGACCUUACAAAAACUUCUCUAA